Molecule: messenger RNA, 3587 nt
Organism: Clupea harengus (Atlantic herring)
Lineage: Eukaryota; Metazoa; Chordata; Actinopteri; Clupeiformes; Clupeidae
Gene: efna4
Product: ephrin A4
Biological process (GO): ephrin receptor signaling pathway; axon guidance
Cellular component (GO): plasma membrane
Molecular function (GO): ephrin receptor binding
Source: RefSeq, a predicted model, not a curated record
AAGCUCUUAGCUACCUGUAAUGUGUCAAAACUGUGAUGGUACACACCUCAGAAAACAUGGAAUGCUGACCCCGCCUAUAGCCGUUGUUGAUUGGUCAAAAGUUUAUAUGGUCCCGCCUUUCGCCUGCUGGUUCUAAACCGAACCAAAUCACUCAUACCCACAGGCGAUCGAGGUUAACGACACCUAUCAUAACCCCUACCGUGAUUCAUUACGAUUUUGCAAACCUGAUGACUACUUCUUGCUCAUAGUUUGCGGAAGAAUACAGGAGAGAUUAGUUUUACUUUUUUUUUAUUUUUUAUUUUUUUACUAAGUUUCUAGUGCGCUCAGAGAGCGAGUUCUUAAAAUCUGUAUGGGAAUACUUUGUAACACGGAAACGUACCUUCUUAUUCUUGGAAGUCGUCCAACGCACCUGCAAGAAGGAAGAAAACAACUUUUGGAAGAAACUUUCCGUUUCAGGUUUGGCAACGGGCGUCCGUCCGAUCCCUGCAGUGAUUUAAAAUUUAAACGUUACCCCUCAAUGCGCAACGUACACUUUGGCAGCCAAGCACAUAUGGAUUCUACAUAGGAUGGGAUGUACUCAUUUUAUUAAUUUCAAAGUUUCAGACAAACUUUGGCUGUUACGCGGCGCUUCUGACAAGUGCCCACAAACUUCUGCUUGACUUGUGUCCUUAUCAACUCAACCGUGCCCUCCCCGACACACCGCUGACACGGGCCCAGCGAGAGAGCGCACCGGCCGGCUGCCGUCAUGGGCUGGCAUACGUAUCCUGGAGCUUUCACGGUAUGGAGAGUGACUGUUCUAGUGAUUGAGCUGGUUUGCACGGCCCUGGGGAAGAGGCACGUGGUCUACUGGAACUCCACAAACACAAAGCUGGUGAGUGGGGACUACUCCAUUCAGGUGGAUCUGAACGACUACCUGGACAUCCUCUGCCCACACUACCCUGCUGACCUCCCGUCGUCCUCGUCUCCCCCGGAGACGCUGGCGCUCUACCUGGUGCCGGAGGCGGGCUUCCGAGGUUGCCACGAGACGCGGGGCGCCAUCAAACGCUGGGAGUGCAACAGCCCCUACGCCCCGUACGGGGCCGUGCGCUUCUCCGAGAAGAUCCAGCGCUUCACGCCGUUCUCCCUGGGCUUCGAGUUCCUGCCCGGACACCACUACUACUAUAGCUCGCUCUCUACAGAUGAUGGCCCUCCCCUGCCCUGUAUGAAGAUUCGAGUCACAGUGUGCUGCGAGUCCACAACAGCUGGGCCAGAGCGAGAACAAGGAACCCCGGCUCCUCGCAGCAGAGUUGAUCCUGUAACGAGCGGCUCACGUCGUCCUCCUCCUCUCCUCCUUUUCCCUCUUGUCUUGGUGCUCCUGUCUGUCUGAUUUCCUGCCUCUCGCAGAGCCGCACACACUCAUAGAGAAGCGUACACAAUGAGGGAGAGCGCCAAUUCACAAGUUGUGUGCAAAAAAAAAAAAAAAAAAAAUCCCUACAGUGCUUUAUCUCUCUGCAGUUCCCGUAGUGGCACUAAUCUCUGUCUCCAUUUCCCCUCAUCUUUUCUCUUUGUCCAUCAACUCUUCUUUUGUCUCUGUUCUUUCCUCCUGCUUCUGUCCUCGCCUCUCCUCUCCUGACUUCAGAGUCUCCUGUAACAGACCGACACUAAUCUGGCCUUCAAAGAACUGCACUCCUGUGUCUGACCAGUUAGUGUUUUAAUCACUCUUCAAUUGUGGAGAGCUUUUCUUUCCUGUUUUUGUACCUUUUUCUUUCUUUCUCUGUCUCUCUCUCUCUUUCUUUCGACUUUCUCUUCCUUUACUUUUCUCCCUCCGCCUCCCCACUCUGUUGCUGUACAUAAUCACCAAACUGAGCCAAAGAGGAAGGAAGUGGACCCGCGAACUCUGACCUCUCACCCCUGACCUCCUCAAACACUACUGAGUCAACUGUCAGACAGCUAGGCAAGAGUCACUGUGGCUGACUUUUUGUUUUUUGGUAUUUUGUUUUUCUGUCUGCCUUUUUUCACUCCAAGUUGACUUUGUGUAGGUUUUGAACAGGUUUCUAUAAAAUGGAAAUGACUUAAAUACUGAAGUACAGAAAAACAGCUGGUUCACACUCAUUCUGGAGCAUUCAGUUGUGCUUCACCAUUAUUUUGAUUAAGAAACUGUACAAGACCGUCUGUUUUGAUAAACUCCUAAAGGUGUCAAGGACAGGAUGUCCCCACAGGAUCUGUUAACAGGGCUGAAUCUGGAAGAUUACAGAAUCCCUCUAGGGUCUAAUGGAUUCCCAUCAGUUUAAUAGGAUUCCUCUGGACUAAAUUGGAUUUCUCUGGAAUAACCUGGAUUUCUCUGGAAUAGGCUACAUUUAUUCAGAAUAAUCUGAAAUAAUCUGAUACAACCUGAAUUUGCCUGUGUCGGAAAUGACAAAAUUGACCCACUGAUUGGAUUCUCAGGAAGCGAGCUGUUCACUUCCUCCUUGGCAUUGACAGUGACCCUGGAUAACACCUUACAGACCACAUUCCAGUGCUGAAGAAUCUGAUUGGUUAAAGACUUGUUCUCAUCUUCACAAUGGAUAAACUCAAUGUGGUUAGAUAUUUUGAGCACUUAGCCCAGUUCAUCAAUGAAAGGAGUAUGUUGCUACAUUCAUUUUUAUUUUUAAUUUUUUCAAAUGUUGUGUUUAGUUGACCAAUCCUUCUGAGCUUUUUUGGACCCCAUAAAAGUGAUUUUUGUGUUGUUGCCCUCUGUACAAACUGUAUGAUUAUAUAUAAAAAAAAUGCUGACAGCUGACAUUGCUGGUACUUUCCAAAUUUUUAUACGUUUUGUAUAAUAAUUCCUGUUUGGUAAAAUAAUUUAAAAACGUUCAGAGAUAGAAUUUAUUUUUACACAACAGAAGGGUUUGUAGUAAUCAUUUUAAACUAUUUUCAUAGCUCACAGAGUAGUGUGUGUCGUUGUAGAUAGAGCUUUGUGAAUUAUAAGUAUGUCUCCCGUCUUAUUUUCUACAUCCCAUCAUAUUCUUCAUUUUGAUUUUAGAAAUUGGAUUAAUAGAAAAUUAAGUCAAAUUAUUACUAUAUUAAUUUUUCAUAACUGAAUUGUGUAUUAGGUUUAUACACUCAUUUAACAGUAAAGAGCUGUUCUGUUAACUGGGAUGUUUAUAUAUUUGGGGAAAAAAUUGUUACAACGGUUUUGGAAUUGUUAAAAAAAUCAUAAAAAUAGCUUUAAGAGUAUACAAUGGCUUACAUAGAUUUAUAUGGUUAAAAGAAACAAAACAAAAAAAAAAACAUUUUUAUUUGUUUGACAAAUAAUGAAGGCCAUGUCAUUUUCUCAAAUUCCAUCUUUUUUUUUUUUUAUUCUUUAAUUUGUUAAUAUUUCCCCUCUCUAGAUCACGGAAAGGGAAGUUAUGACUUGAAUUUAUGGGAUUCUAGAAUACGAAUCAAGUUCACUCUCGGAGCACAGUACAAUCAGUUCAUAGAGGAAUCAACUUUUUUUUAUACUGGACAAUUAUGUGUUUUUGUUUGUUUUUCACAUUUUAGUGAAGAAAUUAGCAUCUUCUGUGAAGAACUGUGGUCUGUGUUUAUAAGGCAAAAAAGAACAGAAUAAAAACUAUGACUUGCACUCA